Molecule: messenger RNA, 990 nt
Organism: Brugia malayi
Lineage: Eukaryota; Metazoa; Nematoda; Chromadorea; Rhabditida; Onchocercidae
Exons: 7
Coding region: 1-990 (329 amino acids)
Biological process (GO): anatomical structure development; regulation of transcription by RNA polymerase II
Molecular function (GO): DNA-binding transcription factor activity, RNA polymerase II-specific; RNA polymerase II cis-regulatory region sequence-specific DNA binding
Source: RefSeq, a predicted model, not a curated record
AUGGAUUGCUCCUUGUGGCCUCGAUAUGCCGCAGCAGCUGCCUACAAUCCAGCAGGAACCACUGUACCGAAUCCAACUGCUGGUGCCGCAAGUGCUGCUGCCGCUGCCGCCGCUGCUGCUGCUUUUUAUACUCAACCAUUUACCAGUCACACAGGCGUCAAUCAACUCGGAGGAGUUUUUGUUAAUGGACGGCCUCUACCGGAUCAUAUCCGGAAUCGAAUUGUUGAAUUAGCACAUCAAGGUGUUCGCCCCUGCGACAUCUCACGGCAAUUACGGGUAUCACACGGGUGUGUAUCGAAGAUACUUGGCCGUUACUAUGAGACUGGAUCCAUUCGACCAGGUGUUAUUGGCGGGUCAAAGCCGAAAGUAGCCACACCAAAAGUUGUUCAAACAAUUGCCGCUUAUAAAAGAGCUAAUCCGACAAUGUUUGCCUGGGAAAUUAGAGAAAAAUUGUUAGAGGAACGAGUGUGUGAUUCAGAAAAUGUGCCAAGCGUAUCUUCAAUUAAUCGGAUCGUUCGGAAUAAAUCAUCCAUGGAUCGCUUAUCAGAAAGAACCCUUCAGCAAACAGCUUUUUUAGCACCGACAACUCCCUAUUCUAUCAAUGAGCUCCUAGGUUUCGAACAGCCUUCUAAAAGCAGCGUGGACAAUUCCCAAACAUCGCAGCAGUUAGCAACAAAUUUUAAAACGACGAAUAAAAAUGCAUUUGGUUCACGUCUUCACGUUUCUCUAGAAAAAGGCUGGGAAGGAACAGGUCCUACAGUAAUCACAUCAUCAAAUACAAAUUCUCAAACAUAUUUUGACGGAUUUCUCGGUGAUCACUGGGCUGAUUCGACACGAAAUCCUGAAUGCAUGCUACCAGGCAGCAUUAACCUCAAUAUAAACUCGAACAACAGCCGGAGUAAUGCUAACAUCAGCAUGCCAUCUGCUACAUCAAUGCGAACAUCUUCGUAUGUAUUUUAUUCAUCCACAACCGCCGCUGGUUCGUAUUAA